Molecule: messenger RNA, 772 nt
Organism: Dermatophagoides pteronyssinus (European house dust mite)
Lineage: Eukaryota; Metazoa; Arthropoda; Arachnida; Sarcoptiformes; Pyroglyphidae
Product: vesicle transport protein GOT1B
Biological process (GO): endoplasmic reticulum to Golgi vesicle-mediated transport; retrograde transport, endosome to Golgi
Cellular component (GO): endoplasmic reticulum; membrane
Source: RefSeq, a predicted model, not a curated record
AAAAGGUCAACCUUAAAACAACAACAAAAACGAAAAAUUUGCAUCAACAAGGUCAACAAACUUGGUGUUAUUUGAAACAAUAUUUCAACAAUAAGAAAAAAAAUAUUCAAACAAUGUUAUCGGAUACACAAAAAAUUGGCCUUGGCCUUUCUGGUUUUGGUAUUGCAUUCCUAAUGUUAGGAACAUUAAUGUUAUUCGAUAAAGGUUUAUUAGCUGUUGGUAAUCUAUUAUUUAUAUCUGGUUUGGGUUUUAUAAUCGGUUUGGAACGAACAUUUUGGUUUUUCUUUCAACGUCAUAAAUGGAAAGCAUCAACAUCAUUUUUUUCCGGUAUUAUAAUCGUAUUGUUUGGUUGGCCAAUUAUCGGUAUGAUUCUUGAAUCAUAUGGUUUUUUAUUAUUAUUUCGUGGUUUUAUUCCGGCUACAAUUUCAUUCCUAUCACAUGUGCCUGUUAUUGGUUUCAUAUUGAAUCUACCCGUCAUACGAACAAUUGUGAAUGCAUUAAGUUCACAAACUGGACAAAUUUGAUCGAUCAGGGGUGGCCAACCAUCAAGGACCAUUUCGUUGUUUGUAGAAUUUAUCACCAUUUUAUCAUCAUCAUCAUCAUUCUAGCCGAUUUAAAUCAUGUAAAUAUUGCUUUUAUUUAAUUAUCUUCGAAUACAGUAAAUCAGUAAUCAUUCCUUGCCAUCAUCAUCAUGAUCUAAACGUUCGAAUUUUUCCAAUAAAUCCUGUGGAAUUUCCAGCUCACGAAGAUUAUCAACAUUUAUUUCUUCUUC